Molecule: messenger RNA, 537 nt
Organism: Aureobasidium melanogenum CBS 110374
Lineage: Eukaryota; Fungi; Ascomycota; Dothideomycetes; Dothideales; Saccotheciaceae
Product: trafficking protein-like protein particle complex subunit 2
Exons: 2
Coding region: 1-537 (178 amino acids)
Biological process (GO): endoplasmic reticulum to Golgi vesicle-mediated transport
Cellular component (GO): nucleus; TRAPP complex; cytoplasm
Source: RefSeq, a predicted model, not a curated record
AUGUCAUACUAUUUCACCAUCAUCGGCACAAGAGACAAUCCUCUUUUCGAACAUGAAUUUGGCACUUCCAAGGCUGGAGGAGACGGCAUUGCUCGCUUCCGUGAUGAGGCCAGACACAUGAACCAAUUCAUCGUUCACAGCAGUCUCGACAUCGUCGAAGAAGUACAGUGGGGAAACAACGGACUCUAUCUCAAGAACGUUGACCGCUUUCAAAACAACCACAUACACUGCUUCAUAACUGGCGGCAAUGUUAAAUUCAUGUUACUCAUGAAUCCAGAUCCUUCCUCUACUACCUACUCUACCUACCCAGCUGCUGCACCGCAAAGACAACAUCCUUCAAUCACUGCUAGACAGAGCACAUUACUGGCCAACAACCCGACUAGUGCCCAAACCGAAGAAGCUGUCAGGCAAUUCAUGACCGACGUAUACGAAGCUUGGAUCAAAUGUAUCAUGAAUCCAUUUUAUGUCGUCAAUGGUCCCGUGACCAGUCCGGUCUUCAGGGGUCGUGUAGCCGCUGCUGCGAAAAAGUAUCUCUGA